ACAUAUUUGUCUUCCAAAAAAAAAAGGAGUCUCUCUGCCACAAAAUAAAUAAAUAAAUGAAAGUCUCUCUUCAUCUUUCUUUAUUUGUUUUUGUUCUCUAUCUAUUCCAAAAUCUGUGUAUCGAAUCGCAUAUAAGAAUCAGAAUAAUUCUCUUAGCAUCUAUUGUUGUUUCUCUCUCUCGGCAUGGUUUAUUCUUGUAGCUUAUUAUUUGAGUAGAGAUUAGUACAUCCGUCUCUUCUUCCCCUUCUUGGUAUAUUGUACAUAUAUCAUGACUUCGGUCAUCAAAAUGGACGGCGAUGAUCAACUCCCAAGUGCUCCUCAUCAUUUAUCUCUCCAAGAUCAGGGGGAAAUGUCGAAUAAGGCAGAGAUUCAAGAAAAUGGGUUUGGGAAUCAUGGUGGGGUUUGUGCGAUAUGCUUGGAUAAGAUAGUGCUUCAGGAAAUUGCUCUGGUAAAAGGUUGCGAGCACGCAUACUGUGUAACUUGCAUCCUUCGAUGGGCUACAUAUGGUAAAAAUCCAAGCUGUCCUCAGUGUAAGCAUCCGUUUGAGUUCCUCAAUGUUCAUCGUUCCCUUGAUGGCAGCAUCCAUGAUUACAUGUUUGAGGAAAGUGUCUGCCUCCUUCUGAGGGCCACUUGGUUUACACCUUUGACCGUGGUGGGUCGUGAAGUUACAUAUGAUGACCCUGAAGAUUAUUAUCCAUUCGAGGAAGAAGAUUGUGAUGAUGAUCUAGAUGAAGUUUACUUUAACAGUUCAUCAAGCAUUCGCAUUGGUAACCGUAGAUGGGGAGACAACGGAUUUGUUAGGGGUGGUCGCCAAGAAGCCAGGCCAGUUCAUCGGUCAAAUUUUGAGGACCCUGGUGCUGGUACAUCUCGUCAGCCUAGACAAAAAGAGGCUGCAAAAGAUAAAACUGGCAGGCGAGCUAAGAGAGCACUGAAGCGUGAAGCUGCUGAUAAGGCAGCUGCUGCGAAACAUGAGCAGCAUUUGGCUAGGUUGGGUAGGAAAUAGUUUCGUUCCUAUUUUCUGUAAUUACAUCAUUUGCCUGAUCCCGAUUUGAACCCCUCAUGUACAGUAUUUCCUUUGUUUUUUCAACAUUCCAAAAAGAAAAAAAGAAAGAAAAAGAACGUUAGAAUUAACUCUUGUGAAAUAAUAACGGGUUUUAGGGACUAGUGGAUAUCAAAACGGUGAAACUACUGGUUUUUUCUUUGUUGUAUGAUGAAAAUUCAAUUUUAAAUUUUAUUCAACUUCUACUGUG
Humulus lupulus (European hop) is the source of this 1250-nucleotide messenger RNA. RefSeq lists its product as uncharacterized. Lineage: Eukaryota; Viridiplantae; Streptophyta; Magnoliopsida; Rosales; Cannabaceae. The record is from RefSeq and is a predicted model, not a curated record. Bases 269 to 1003 code for a protein of 244 amino acids. The transcript is spliced from 4 exons.